Dromaius novaehollandiae (emu) is the source of this 3290-nucleotide messenger RNA. It is a transcript of the gene TDO2, whose product is annotated as tryptophan 2,3-dioxygenase. NCBI's taxonomy places the organism in Eukaryota, Metazoa, Chordata, Aves, Casuariiformes, Dromaiidae. The record is from RefSeq and is a predicted model, not a curated record. The transcript is spliced from 12 exons. Gene Ontology annotation, molecular function: heme binding; metal ion binding; L-tryptophan 2,3-dioxygenase activity. Bases 118 to 1338 code for a protein of 406 amino acids.
UGGGGGGGUGGCCUAUGCCGUGAGAUAAGGUUACAUAUAAGGUGGCCGCAGCAGACUUGGGAACACCAGCGAGUAUAUGCCCAGGAGUGCUGCUCGGCGAGCUUGGAUCCUGCAAUCAUGAGCGGGUGCCCCUUCAUGGGGAACAAGUACCAAUUAAAUUUUAGCAAACUAUCUUUGGAAGACGAGAAAGAUGACAAGUCACAAGAAGGGCUAAAUAAAGCAAGCAAGGGUGGACUUGUCUAUGGAGACUAUCUCCAACUGAACAAAAUAUUGAAUGCUCAAGAACUCCAGAGUGAAAAGAAAGGAAACAAAAUCCAUGAUGAACAUCUUUUUAUUGUGACACAUCAAGCUUAUGAACUUUGGUUUAAGCAGAUUCUAUGGGAAAUGGACUCUGUUCGGGUGAUCUUUCAAAAUGGCCACGUAAGAGAUGAGAGGAACAUGCUGAAGGUUAUUACUCGAAUGCACAGAAUUUCAAUGAUUCUAAAAUUACUUGUGGAACAGUUCUCAGUUUUGGAAACUAUGACUGCACUGGACUUCUUUGAUUUCAGGGACUACUUGAGCCCAGCCUCAGGUUUUCAGAGCCUGCAGUUUCGCUUGCUAGAAAACAAAAUUGGUGUUCCCCAAAGCCUGAGAGUCCCCUAUAACAGAAGGCAUUAUCGUGAUAACUUCAAGGGGCAGGAAUAUGAACAACUGCUUAAAUCAGAGCAAGAGCCAACACUACUGCAACUUGUGGAGGCAUGGCUGGAAAGAACUCCAGGACUUGAAGCAGAAGGAUUUGAUUUCUGGGGACAAUUUGAAGUGAAUGUUUUAAGAGGUCUAGAAGAGGAAUUUGCCAUGGUGCAGGCCAAACCAGAGUCAGAAGAAAAAGAUGACUUAUUAUCGGAACUCCAAAAACAAAAAGAUGUACUUAUUUCGUUAUUUGAUGAAAAACGCCAUGAACAUCUUCUUAGUAAAGGAGAAAGAAGGCUGUCUUAUAAAGCCCUGAAGGGUGCCCUAAUGAUCUACUUCUACAGAGAAGAGCCUCGUUUCCAGGUUCCCUUUCAGCUUCUUACUGCUCUUAUGGAUAUUGACGUACUCAUGACCAAAUGGAGAUAUAACCAUGUCUGCAUGGUGCACAGAAUGAUUGGCAGCAAGGCUGGCACAGGAGGCUCAUCAGGCUACCACUAUCUGCGCUCAACAGUGAGUGACAGAUACAAGGUGUUUGUGGAUUUGUUCAAUCUUUCAACAUUUUUAGUGCCAAGACACUGGAUACCAAAGAUGAAUCCAACUAUUCAUAAAUUCCUUUAUACAGCAGAAUAUUGUGACAGCUCCUAUUUUAGCAGUGAUGACUCAGAUUAAAGUACCUUUCCAGGAUGAUUGCUCUGAAGAACUUCAGAACUAUCACAUUGACUGGUACUCUCUCUCAAAUAGAGCAACUGUUCUUGUACAGUGGGGGUGUGUAAAUAUGUAUUUAUGUAUGACAAAUCUGUGAAUAGUAUAAUCAGCUUAUAGCAGAAAGUUAAUUAUUUGUAAAAAAAUCUGUAUUGCAUUAGGCUAUAUCGAGGCUAAAAUGACAUCCCAAUUGAACUCUCAAUGGCCAAUUUAACUCAGCAUAAGCGUUAAAAACUGCUGGCGUCUUAAAGCCUUCAUCUAGGGAAAGGAAGCAAAUCAGACAAUUACCAUGAUCAUAUCUUAUUUGUACAUAUUUUUGUACUUGUUAGUUUGCCUAAUGGCUGUUAGCAAAUUAGUUCUUCUAGUUUAGGAUGUAAUUAGUCUUAACAGCUUCAGAAAAACAUUAGUAUCUGAGCCUUAGUGGAAUUUCAGAAGGAAUUCUGGGGUAAGAUUUUCAAAAGCAAGAUUUUAGAAAAAUCUUCAGUCUUGAGUCUAUGGAAACUGAAGCCCCCUUUUUUAUAUAAAUUAGGAAUCAUUUUUAUGUGUGUUGUUACACACGAAUAGAAAUCUCAGUAAAAAUACUUACUGUUAAGAAUAGUAGAUAACUGCAGUACCUCAUUUUGCACUUCAAAUAAAGCAGUAUUAAAGCUCUUCUUUUGUUGUCUUCUUCUAAAGCAAGCAUAAUGUUCAAACAAUAUGACAGAUGUUUAAAGUUUUUUAAUUCAAAAUAUCAUUGCAACAAGAGCACAAUUAAUAUAUAGUAAGACCGAGGCAAAUUUGGCCAGAGAGUAUUGCUAGAGCUGUGUCUGCUUCUCAUUAGACAGACACUUGUCUUUCUAAAUGCUUCCCUUGGAACUACCAGAAAUUAAGGCAUACAGAGCAUGUCUGAGUUGUUCUGUAUCUUAGUGUAAACACUUAUGCCUGAUAAAAUCACCUCAAAAAUUGUUAACAUAGGUAGAACUUCUGUGUUUGAUACUACUAUAACGUUAUGCUUAUCUGUGCUGAUUUGUAACUUCAGCUAUUGACUUCCAGUUAGUACAGUGUGCUACUCAUUGUUUAUGAACUAUUAAGGGAAGGUCAUAUUAGAGAAUAUGUACAUAUACUUCUCCUUUCGCUAAUCUGAAGUUUUCAGCCAGUAAAAUUCAGUCAGUAGCUGAACUGCCUGAAGUAGAAAUAUAUAAUAUUUUAAAUGAAAGAAUGACUGAUUGCUAACAAGGAGAAGUGGAAAGACUAAAAUGACAACACUUACAAUGAAGAAUUACGAAUAUUCAUUGCAUUUGUCAUAAGAUUAUUAUACACAAAACUAUUAACAUGGUAUCACAAGUGAGUGCAAAAAUUACAAACUUUUCAUUACUUUUCAUAAUAGUGCUUCAUAAAGGAUACAGUGGACUAGAAGGCAUUCUAGCUGAAAAAUUCAGGGCAUUUUAGAAUUGCAUGUUUAGCUCUGAGUUCUAUUUGUAUUUGCCUGCAAUUGCAUUUUUACAGAUCAGCAAAGCUGGAACCACUUUUUGUUUCCCAACAAGUCCCUCCAGUCAGUACAGGUUCAAGAAUAUAGUUAAACAGUUUUGUAGGGAAAUUCAGCAUCCACUCUAUAUGGAGUAUUCUAUGACUACUGCCUUUUUAAAGGUGGCAAACAUAAAUUAACAGUCCCCUCCCCCCCUGCCAAAACCUUUUCUGUAAUAAAAUAAAUAAAUUUCUGAAUUUGCACUUUGCAAUUGGCUUCAGUGUUAGCAUGAAGUAAAGAGAGAAAGCAUGGAACUGACACAGCUCUCAAAGCACAGAACAGCUGAUUUGCACAUGUCCUGUUAGGAUACACGAUAUACCUUCAUGUCAAGCCACUAGUAAAACUGCCUGUUUGUCUAAAUGCAACUUACUUAACAGUUACUUCUUGCUUUUUUAUGCAUCUAACAAACUAGGUU